GCAGCGAUGUGUACAUUAUAGCCAUGGCGGAUCUGCUGGUGAGCUUCGUGGCUGGCAUCGCAGUGUUCUCCGUGCUGGGAAACAUGGCGUACGUUCUCGGCGAGGAAGUCUCCGACGUCGCCUCGGCAGGCUUCGCUCUGGCCUUCAUCACGUAUCCAGAGUCCGUGACCUUGAUCACGUUCCCACACCUCUGGGCCAUCGCCUUCUUCGCGAUGCUCUUCUUCCUCGCCGUGGACUCUGAGUUCGGCUUGGUGGAGGGCGUCCUGACGCCCCUGAAGGAUGCUUAUCCUGUCAUGCAGGAGCACCUGACGUUGAUGGGAUUCUUAAUCUGCACCUUGGGCUUCAUCCUGGGCGUUCCCAUGACCACCAGAGGUGGCAUGUACAUCCUGAAUCUCCUGGACACGUACAUCGGAGGCCAGAUGCUCUUCUUCAUCGCGGUGUUCGAGUCCAUUUCGGUGUCCCUGAUUUACGGCGUCCAGCGGCUGUCCUUGGAUAUCGAGUUCAUGCUCGACAGGGUCCCGGGAACGGCGGUCAGGUUCUGCUGGCAGUUUGUCUGUCCCAUAGUCCUAACCGUCAUCCUGACGACGCAGCUGUUCACGUACUCGCCGAUGACGUUCGGCACUUACGUGUACCCGCGCUGGGCUCAGGUCGUCGCCGUCGUGCUCGUGCUUGGACCCGUGAUCAUCGGCGUCGCGAUCGCCAUCCAUCACCUGCUCAGCUGCGGACUGGACUUGACCAAAGCACUGCAGCCGAGGUCGACGUGGGGUCCCAGAGACCCCGACACCCGUCGCGAUUACGAGAAGUUCCUCGCACUACGCGGCUACAGCACGCCCGCGCCGCCGGUGCUGCCACUGGAGGCCCCAUCCACGCUCAAUGUGCUGCUGCCCUUGGUCCCCCUGGAGGUGGUGCCACCACCGCCGGUUGUAUGGCUGCCGCCGACCAUGCCCGGAACAGCGCCGGGAGAUGCUGUUAUUCGCCAGCCCUGA
Dermacentor silvarum is the source of this 986-nucleotide messenger RNA. Its product is annotated as sodium- and chloride-dependent glycine transporter 2-like. The record is from RefSeq and is a predicted model, not a curated record. The transcript has 7 exons. Gene Ontology annotation, cellular component: membrane. The coding region runs from base 24 to 986 and encodes 320 amino acids. NCBI's taxonomy places the organism in Eukaryota, Metazoa, Arthropoda, Arachnida, Ixodida, Ixodidae. Gene Ontology annotation, molecular function: L-amino acid transmembrane transporter activity. Gene Ontology annotation, biological process: sodium ion transmembrane transport.